CAAAAAAACAAGGAUAACAAAAUCUUAAAACUUCCAUUCAUCCUUGCAGAAACUUGAAUCUAUCACCACCAGAAAUGGCCUCCAUUGCCGUCAAUGCUCGUUUCUCAGCCACAACAUGCGACCGUAAAACAACCGAAAUCUGCCGUGAAACACUAAAAUCCUUCAUGGGUCUUAGAAAAACAAGCCAAAACGCUUCUAUCUCACUUACACAAUCUCUGACAACCAGUACUCCACAUUUCAACCCUGCUAGAAGAAAUUUCACUUCCAUCAAAGCAGGUAAAUCAAGUCCUAAAGUUACAGGAAGAAAUCUCCGAGUUGCGGUCAUUGGUGGCGGUCCUGCUGGUGGUGCAGCAGCUGAAACCUUAGCUAAAGGCGGUAUCGAAACGUUCUUGAUAGAAAGGAAAAUGGAUAACUGUAAGCCAUGUGGUGGUGCAAUUCCACUCUGCAUGGUUGGUGAGUUUGAUCUGCCGUUAGACAUCAUCGACAGACGUGUUACGAAGAUGAAGAUGAUUUCACCUUCAAAUGUUGCAGUCGACAUCGGCCAGACUCUUAAACCAGAUGAGUAUAUCGGUAUGGUACGUAGAGAAGUGCUCGACCAAUAUCUUCGUGAAAGAGCAGAGAAAGCUGGAACAAAGGUAAUUAACGGUUUAUUCUUGAAAAUGGAUUUGCCAAAAGAACCAAAUGCGCCAUAUGUUCUUCACUACAGUGCUUAUGAUGGCAAAACUGGUGGCGUUGGCACAAAAACCACGCUAGAGGUAGACGCAGUCAUCGGUGCAGACGGUGCGAAUUCUCGUGUAGCGAAAGCAAUCGGAGCUGGUGAUUAUGAUUACGCUAUUGCAUUCCAAGAGAGAAUCAGAAUCCCAGAUGAGAAGAUGGUUUACUAUGAAAACCUUGCUGAGAUGUACGUCGGUGAUGACGUCUCGCCUGAUUUUUACGGAUGGGUGUUCCCAAAAUGUGAUCACGUCGCAGUGGGUACCGGUACAGUGACGCACAAAGGAGAUAUCAAGAAAUUUCAGGUCGCCACGCGUCUGCGCGCCAAGGAUAAGAUUCUAGGCGGGAAGAUUAUCAGAGUAGAGGCACAUCCUAUCCCAGAACAUCCAAGACCCAAGAGGUUGGCUGACAGAGUAGCGCUUGUUGGCGAUGCAGCUGGGUACGUCACAAAAUGUUCCGGAGAAGGUAUAUAUUUUGCUGCCAAGAGUGGCAGGAUGUGCGCCGAAGCCAUUGUGGAAGGAUCCGAGAGAGGGACAAGAAUGGUUAACGAAACGGAUUUGAGAAAUUAUCUGGAGAAAUGGGAUAAAACUUACUGGCCAACAUACAAGGUUCUUGAUAUAUUGCAGAAGGUGUUUUACCGAUCGAAUCCAGCUCGAGAAGCUUUUGUGGAGAUGUGCGCGGAUGAUUAUGUCCAGAGGAUGACAUUUGAUAGUUAUCUGUAUAAGAGAGUUGUGCCUGGGAAUCCAAUUGAGGAUAUUAAAUUGGCUUUCAAUACUAUUGGGAGUUUGGUCAGAGCUAAUGCGCUUAGAGGAGAAAUGAACAAGAUUACUAGUCUAUGAUGAAGAAUGCGUCGAGUUUUUCUUUUGUGCAAAUAGGUUUGUUUUUUGGGUGAAUUAAGAUAGAUAAAAUGGGAGGUGAUCGGAAUCUGCGCGAUUUUUGUUGAUCUCUUUUUGUUAUAAUUGUGUAUUUAACUUCUUGAUUCUAUAAAAUUGUAUCAUUUUCUAGUCAUAAAAAAUCCAAUAAAAAAAUAAUUAAGGAUUGCGCAUCCA
Papaver somniferum (opium poppy) is the source of this 1760-nucleotide messenger RNA. RefSeq names its product geranylgeranyl diphosphate reductase, chloroplastic-like. Lineage: Eukaryota; Viridiplantae; Streptophyta; Magnoliopsida; Ranunculales; Papaveraceae. Gene Ontology annotation, molecular function: oxidoreductase activity, acting on the CH-CH group of donors, NAD or NADP as acceptor; FAD binding. Gene Ontology annotation, biological process: chlorophyll biosynthetic process; photosynthesis. The record is from RefSeq and is a predicted model, not a curated record. The transcript has a single exon. Gene Ontology annotation, cellular component: chloroplast thylakoid membrane. Bases 75 to 1550 code for a protein of 491 amino acids.